AUGAGAUCGCCAGAGUCUCAGCGACGAUUUCGUCGCAACCGGGCUCAUCUUCGUCAGCGAUUUCGCAGUGGGCGACGGAACAUCGAAGAUGUACACUGGGCGUGGGUGAGCGAAAUUAGCGAACACACCAUAAACCAGUUGAAAGCUGGACAUCUUGUCAAGCUCAGUCCAGCACGUUCUGAGUCGUUCUCGUCAAUCAAUAGCGUCAAUACCAGAAAGAAAUUCAAACUCGCCGUUGAAAACAUCAAGCGAGGCAUCCUUGGCUUUGCUACUGGUUCUGGUAAAAACAUCAAAGUCAUUACCAUAAUGGAUUCACCACCCGAUCUCUCACCGAAUGCUCCACCAACCGGUUACGACGACACCGCCAACUAUUUCGCCAAUUUACAGGCACCACCAGCUCCACCCUCAAGCACAUCCACCGGUCAGGCCUCUACAGAAGGUUCAGUGGAUUCCAGCGGCUUUGAGAAGGUGGACCACGACGUUCUAGAAGAGUACGGUCAACAAUUCGUGAAUCAGAUGCAACAGGCCUUGUUUGGUACACUACCGGAAGAAGCAGACACUGCCGUAAGUCCCCAAUACACUUCUUCUUUGGCCUUUUACGGCUCAUUUCCCUCGUUCUGUUUCAUUUGCCACCACUCAUUCUCAUUGUCGAAAUAA
This is a messenger RNA of Haemonchus placei, 657 nucleotides long. Lineage: Eukaryota; Metazoa; Nematoda; Chromadorea; Rhabditida; Trichostrongylidae. The record is from the annotation of a GenBank genome assembly.